AAAUGCAUUUCGGGAAUUGUUCAUUGAAGAAUUCGCAUUUAGGUCCAGAACUCGAGAAACAAGGUGAUGCAUGGUUUAAAGUCAGAGAUAACAAUGCCAAACCAACGAGAACAUCCUAGAACUAAACAUCCCUGGACAUUGUCAAGAACAAACGAGAAUCAUCAAGAAAUUCCAAAUACUGUUUUCCUCGAAAAAUUAAAACAACGUUUUGAUAAGUCUUCAAGAAGAGAACACAAUGUCUCAUACACUGAUCUUAAACUACAAUUCCCACCCAUAAAUAAGAAAAGUGGCAUUGCUUUAAAAUGCAUAUGCCAAAAUUCGGCUCCAGUACAUUCAUUAGAAAAAGGGCAUUCUUAUGAAAGCUUUUCAAGCAAGAAAACUUCAAUCGGCCAUGUGCCUGGUUAUGGGACAGUGAAAAUUAAAAGCAGUCGACUUGUUCGCGUAUCAAGCAAUACUUUGGGAUCUAUUCGUGUUUCAGGUUCCAAUAACCAUUCUGGAUAUCUGGCUGGAAGACAAAUUUUUAUUCCAAAGGAAGCAAGGAGAGGUGUCGACACUUUUACUUCAGUGCCAGGGACAACUUUUCCUGAGACAAUCCCUCCAAAAGAAACACCUUCGUGCUAUGGAACAGUCCUGCCUCCCAUUGGUUCAACACAAACAACAGUGCCAUCUAGUAGCCAAAAUUACAGAAAGAAAGAUGCUAGGAUGAAGACGCAGACGAUAAGCCGAGAUCGUUUGCCCAAGAAGAAGACCAAAUAUGAUUUAGACAUCAUAAACUCUCGAGCCAAGAAACCUCCAUUUAAUACAUAUACCGAUGAAGAGGCCUCCAGGAGAUUCAUUAAUCAUUAUUAUGGAUAAAAUUUAACCAUUAAUUCGCAGGGAAAGUUUACAUGCAGGUUUAUACGAUUUGUAAAAUUGGAUAUUUUCUUUGUGCACAUACAAAACUAUCAGAACUAUUGUUUUGAAUUAAAAUUUGUAAUACAAGUCACUCUAUCGAUCUUGAUGCAUUGACAACAAAGUUUUUAAAAGAAAAUCAUAUCAUAAAAAUUGGUCAAAUAAUUAUUUGACAAAUUCUAGUGGAUUAAAUUUC
Messenger RNA from Saccostrea cuccullata (small rock oyster), 1087 nucleotides. RefSeq lists its product as uncharacterized. The transcript has 2 exons. Lineage: Eukaryota; Metazoa; Mollusca; Bivalvia; Ostreida; Ostreidae. Bases 67 to 855 code for a protein of 262 amino acids. The record is from RefSeq and is a predicted model, not a curated record.